This is a messenger RNA of Anas platyrhynchos (mallard), 5915 nucleotides long. Lineage: Eukaryota; Metazoa; Chordata; Aves; Anseriformes; Anatidae. The record is from RefSeq and is a predicted model, not a curated record.
AUGCGGUACCUCAUCGUGGGCCAGAGCAGCGCUGACACCGUGCACCGGCUGGGGCAGACCCUGGAGGCCUCCUCCCGCGUGGGCACUGCCCAGGAGGACCUGGCGCUCUGGCUGGGACGCGUGGAGAAGGAGCUGGCCUCCUGGGACAGCCAGCACGGCGGCCAGGAGCCUCCAGUCAGCACGAGCGACAGGGAGAAGUUUGAGCAGAUCCUGGGCUCCGAGCUUGCCCACCUGGAGGGGCUCGGUGAGCGGCUGGAGGCGGUCAGCCAGGUCCAGCUGGACGCGCAGGCGCUCCGCUCGCAGCUCUCGGACCAGAAGCUGCUCUCUGCUGAGAUCCUGCACCACCGCGGGCUGGCGGAGCGGCUGCUGGGCAUCGCGGACCCGCUGCUGCGGUCCUGCCCCGAGCCCCUGCAGCAGCGCCUGCAGUUCGCCGAGGCUCACGCCGAGCUCUUGCCGUGGCUGGAGGAGACGCAGGCCGUCGGGGUGCAGCUCUCCCCAAACGCCAUCAGCUACGAGGCCUUCAAGGAGCAGCAGGCACUGCUGCAGUGCCUGCGGGAGGCGAUCGCGGAGCACCGGCCCCUGAUGGGGAAGCUGCAGCGCGUCUCCGCGCAGCUGGUGGAGCUGAGCCCGGAGCAGGGCGCCCCGUUCCAGCAGCGCUGGCAGGAGGCGGAGGAGCAAUACUGCCGUGUCCGUGAGCGUGUGCGCCAGGCGGCCGCUGUGCUGGAGGACGCGCUGCCGCGCUACAGCCAGGUACGGCCGGCACGGGGGCUGGGUCCCCCCGAGCUUCCCUCCGGUGACCGGGCUGGUCCCGCUGCACCUUUCCCAGCUGACCGAGCGCAUGGACCUGCUGCUGGAGUGCCUGGAGCGGCUGCAGAGCCGCCUGCAGAGCCAGCCCUCUGUCCGCGGCGACACGGCCCACCUUCGGGAGCAGAUCCGGGAGAACAGCCUGGCCCUGGGCGAGCUGGAGAAGCUGGGGGUGGCCCUGGAGACCGUGCAGGCACAGGGCGCCGAGCUGCUGGCCAGCAUGCAGGCAGCCAACUCCGACGCUGCUGCCAGAGGGAUCCAGGAGCGGACGGCGCAGCUGCUGUCCCAGUGGGGCCGCCUGCGGGGCCGCUGCGAGGAGCAGGAGCGCUGGCUGCGGGAGCUGCUGGCGCUGGCCGACCGCUUCUGGCACGGCCUCUCGGAGCUGGCCCUGACGCUGAGCGACACCCAGCAGCUGGUGCUGGGCCUGGAGGAGGCUGGCUGGCGAGUCCCGAGGCCAUCCGCACGCGGCUCCGCACCAUGCAGGCGCUGCGGGAGGAGAUCGACUCGCUGCAGGGCGAGCUGGACACGCUGGGCAUCCUGGGCGUGGAGCUGAUGUCCUCCUGUGGGGACCCCGACAAGCCCGAUGUCACCAAGAGCCUGGAUGAUCUCUACUCCUCCUGGCACAGCCUGAACAAGGUGUGGACGGAGCGCUACGCCCGCCUCGAGGAGCAGCUCCAGGCCUCCGUCAGCUACCAAGAGACCAUGCAGCGGCUGUUCGAGUGGCUGGACGCGGCUGAGCUGCGCAUCGCGGAGGAGUUCCUCGUCGGAGGGGACCUGGACAUGGUGCAGCAGCAGCUGGCGGAGCUGAAGGAGUUCAAGCGGGAGCUCUACCAGUGCAAGGUGGACGUGGAGAGCCUACGGCACCAGGCUGGCCCAGGGGGGCAGGGGCAGGGGGACCCCCCGGCCCCGCUCAGCGACUUCCGACAGCGCUGGGACCGCCUGGAGGAGGAGAUCGUCAGCCGCCAGCACCAGCUGGAGGCAGCCCUGCUGGGCCUGGGGCAGUUCCAGCACCAGCUGGAGGAGCUGCUGCAGUGGCUGUCCCACACCUCGGAGCAGCUGCAGGGCCCCACGCUGCUGCGCCUCGACCUGCAGAGCUGCGAGAUCGAGCUGGCCAAGCACAAGGUGCUGAGGAACGACGUGAUGUCCCAUGCCCGCACCGUGCAGUCCGUCAACGAGGCCGGGCAGGGCUUGCUGCUCUCCAGCCUGGGGGACAGCGUGGAGGGGCUGCAGCGCAGCCUGCAGCAGCUCAACCAGCGCUGGGACGUGGUGCAGAGCGAGACCGAGAGCCGCCAGCUGGAGCUGGAGAACAACCUCAGCCAGGUGCAGGACAUCACGCUGGAGAUCACGGAGCUGCUGCAGUGGCUGGAGCACGUGGAGCUGCAGCUCUUCUUCUCCAAGCCGGCGUGGGGCCACCCAGACACCACCAAAGAGAAGCUCGCCGCUCACCUGGAGCUGUGCAAGGAGAUGGAGUCCAAGCAGGAGACGUACGACGCCGUGCGGGACCGCCUGCAGCGGCUGCUGGGCUCCUGCCGCGCGGCACGGCCCUGCAGCACCGAGCACAGCCUGCGCAUCCUGGAGCAGAAGUGGGAGAGCGUCCACGCCGAGGCACAGGAGAGGAAGGAGCGCCUGGCCGAGGGGCUGACCGUCACCACCGAGUUCCACGGCACCAUGCAGGAGCUGCUGCGCUGGGUGGCACACGCAGAGGAGCUCCUCAGCUCCCCCGCGCCCCCCAGCUUCAUCCUGGACACUGUCACCGUGCAGAUCCAGGAGCACAAGGCCCUGGUGAAGGAGGCAAACGCCCACGGGGAAAAGCUGAGCAGCCUGGAGGCCGUGGCGUCGCGCCUGAAGGACUUCAGCAGGAAGCAGGACGGAGCCGUGAUCCAGAACCUCGUGCUGACGGCCAAGGAGCGGCUGGGCAAGGUGCUGCAGCACACGGCGGAGCGCGGGGCGGCUCUGGAGGAGGCUCGCAAGCGCACCAAGCAGUUCAGCGAGUCCCGGCGGCUGCUCCUGGACUGGAUGGACGAGGCGGAGCAGGCCCUGGAGGCGCCGCAGGACACGGCCACGAGCCAGGAGGAGAUCAAGUGCCAGCUGGCUGAGCACAAGGCUUUCCAGAGGGAGCUGCGCUCGAAGCGGCCGGUGUACGAGGCCACGCUGCGCAGCGGGAGGGCCCUGCGGGAGAGAGCCCGGCUCCCCGAGGACCUGCAGCCGCUGGAGGAGCUGCUGGGGGAGCUGAAAGAGCGCUGGGACGCGCUGUGCAGCCGGGCUGCCGAGAGGCAGCACAAGCUGGAGGAGGACCUGCUCUUCUCAGGCAAGUUCACCGACGCGCUGCAGGCUCUCAUGGACUGGUUGUACCGGGCUGAGCCGCAGCUCAGUGAGGACGUGCCCGUCGGAGGGGACCGGGACCUGGUCAGCGACCUGAUGGACAAGCAUAAGGUCUUCCAGAAGGAGCUGGGCAAGCGAGCCAGCUGCAUCAAGAUGCUGAAGCGCUCGGUGCGGGACCUGACCCGCGGCAGCAGCAGCGUGGACUCCCAGUGGCUGCAGAAGCAGAUGGAGGAGCUGAGCACGCGGUGGGACCUGGUCUGCAAGCUGUCUGUCUCCAAGCAGGCCCGGCUGGAGGCUGCGCUCCGGCAGGCAGAGGAGUUUCACACCCUGGUGCAGUCCUUCCUGGGGCGCCUCUCCGAGUCAGAGAAAACCCUCAAGUACGGCGUCUUCCCCGAGGAGGAGGCGGCUGUGCAGGAGUGCCAGAACCAGCUGCAGGAGCUGAUGAAGUCCCUGCAGUGCCAGCAGCUGGAGCUGGAGUGCAUCACCUCGCUGGGGGAGGAGAUCCUCUCCACCAGCCACCCAGACUCCAUCAUCACCAUCAAAUCCUGGGUCACCGUCGCCAAGAGCCGCUUCCAGGAGGUGCUGAGCUGGGCGCAGCAGCAGGGCGAGAGGCUGCAGGCCCAGCGGGCCAGCCUGGCGGCCGAGCGGGAGGAGAUGGCCCAGCUCGUCGACUGGAUCACGGCUGCCGAGGAGGCGCUGAGCCUGCGGGACCAGGAGCCGCUGCCGGAGGAGGCUGAGCAGCUGGAGGAGCUCCAUGCCCAGCACGCGGUGUUCAUGGAAGAGCUGAACCGCAAGCAGCCUGACGUGGAGAAGGUCACUAAGAGCUGCAAGCAGAAGCUGGCCACUGAGCUGGGGCCACCAUCCGCCCGCAGAUUGGCCACACGGCGCCGCAGCGUGGGGAAGGCGCAGGGCGCUCCGGCAGUGCCACUUGGGGGGCUGGAGCCCCAGACGCCCCUCAUGGCCCAGCUCCUGCACCGCUGGCAGCAGCUCUGGCUCCUGGCUCUGGACAGGCAGUACCGGCUGGAGACGGCCCUGCAGCGCCUGCGGGAGCUGGAGGAGUUUGCUCACUUCGACUUCGGGGUCUGGAGGAAGCGUUACAUGCAGUGGAUCAGCCAGAUGAAGUCCCGGGUCCUGGAUGUUUUCCGUGGCAUCGACAGGGACCAGGAUGGGCGCAUCAGCCAGCGGGAGUUCAUCGAGAGUGUCCUCUCCUCCAAGUUCCCCACCAACGUCCUGGAGAUGAACGCUGUGGCGAGCAUCUUUGACAUGAACGGGGACGGCUUCAUCGACUACUACGAAUUCGUCAGCACCCUGCACCCCAACCGGGACCCGCUGCGCCGGACCGCGGAUGCCGACCAGAUCCAGGACGAGGUGAACAGGCAGGUGGCCCAGUGCAACUGUGCCAAGCGCUUCCAGGUGGAGCAGAUCAGCGCCAACAGGUACCGGUUUGGGGAGUCGCAGCAGCUGCGGAUGGUGCGGAUCCUGCGCAGCACCCUGAUGGUGCGGGUUGGCGGGGGCUGGAUUGCGCUGGAUGAGUUCCUGGUGAAGAACGACCCCUGCAGAGUGAAGGGCAGGACCAACCUGAAGAUCAACGAGAAGUACCUGUCCCCAGAUGCCUUCGGGGCCACCGCGGCCAAGUGCGCGGGGAACCAGUCGGCCCCCUCCUCCAAAGUGCUGUCCCCCAGCCGCUCCAACUCCAGCCUCAGCCUCUACAGCAGCGCCUCAGCCCCCAGCAGCCCCCUGGCCAGGAAGUCAGUGCUGCGGAGGACGCGCUCUGGGGACCGGUGCCCCCGCUCCCGGGGCUCCCUGCUGCCCGACGGGGCCGAGCUGCAGUUCACCGCGGCCGAGGAGAGCCCGGACGUGGCACCCCCAGAGCCGCCCGAGGGGUCCCCCCCAGAGCGCUGCAGCCCCUGCCGCUGAGCCCCCCCAGCCACCCGCCCUGCGCCCAGCACCCUUGGCCGGCCCCACUCAGGACUCUUCUCCCCGGAGGCCGCCCGCCACGGGGCUGAGGACGGCGAAGCUGCAGCCGUGCGCCCCACGGGUCUCCGGGCCGAGGGUGGCCGCCCUGCGCGCCCCGGUACCGCGCUGCGGCCCUGCGAGAGGGUGCCCACCGGCAAGGGCUGAGCUGUCUGUCCAUCACUGACCCCAGCAUAUAUGCAAGCGUCCCCCGACACACACCAAACCACCCCCAGGCUCUGGCUGGCACAUCCCCCAGCCCCACCACCCCCCCCGGCAAGGCGGGUGCCACAGUUGGAGCACCCGGGGCAGCUGCGGGCGGCCUGGAUCAUCGCGGUGCUGGGCUCCCCCAGGGUCCCAGUGGCCCCUGUGCCCCGGGGAUGGCCCCCGCCUGUCUCCCCCAGGCUCCUGUGCUCUUAAGGCAGCUGCUGAGGCCCCGGACAUUUGGCACCACCCGGCAGGGAGCCUGCCCUCGCUGCCUGCCCGCACCUGGUGAGAGGUGGGAGGUGGCAGGGUGCCGCAGCCGGGCGCCGGGGCCCCUCACCGGGUGCAGAGCCCCAUUUCUGGUGCUAACCCUCACCCCGUGGGCCUGUGGUGUGUGCGCACCAGGCCCUGGCCACAGCUGUCCCCCGCCCCGGCAGGGCUGGGGCUGCCACCGGCGGGGGUCCCCGUGCCCCCAUCCCGCCCGCAGCACCCCUCGGGUGGCGGGUCCCUGCCCUGCUGACGCAUGUUCACCGCCACCCCGCUAACCGGACAGCAGUAGAGCUGAAUGUAACCCUGGCCGGGGCACGGCCCUGCCAGCCACAAUAAAGAGUAGAUUUCUUUUUCUAUAAGCA